UUGGCCCAACUGCAUCAACAAGGAAUCUUCUAUUUAUUUGCCAUCAUGUAUGGUGGUUGGAAGGUAGGGUAUAAUGACACUGAACCUAUGGACACUUCUGAAUAUUCCUCGUACUGGCACUAUGAAGCGGAGUGUGGCAUUUGGCACAGAACUGAGGAUGAUCCAAUAAACCCAAUCAGCAGCUCAGAUUUGGAAAGGCUUUACUUUAACAACCCAUAUGGAAAUAUUAAUAUCAACACAGCAGGAAGCAACGUCAGAAUUGAUUUUAUUGGGAGAUUGAAGAUCAACCUAAGGACAGGGCAGAAGCAAAAACUAAAGCGGUCUAUAUUCACUGAGCGUAUCAUCAGAUGCAAAUGUGCAGACAAGCCUCCAUCUGUACCUGCGCACUGGGAGGAAAUGGAUCCUAACGCACCUUAUAAGGCUUUUGCUGUGAACUGGCAAUCAAGUGAGUUUAAGGAAGUAGAAAAAUACGUCCGAGACAUUGGUCUACUCAAGGAACCCCUGAAGGUUAUCUACAGAAUACAGAAUGCUGACCUUUGGGAGCUGUACUGCAAGAAAAAAUCCCAGCUGAUGAAGAUAAAAGGUCAGUCAGACAUUGAAGAACGAAUGCUCUUCCACGGCACAGGCAAAAACAAUUUGCAUAAUAUUUGCUUGUACAAUUUUGACUUCAGACUGUCUAACUCAAAAAGGGAUGGUCACGUUUUGGGCAAAGGUACAUACUUUGCCCUACAUGCAGCGUAUGCAGACCACUACAGUAAAGCUCGUAGCCAACGAGGUGACAACACACAUAUAAUGUUCCUCGCACGUGUGAUUGUUGGGAAGUCCACACUUGGACAUCCGGAUUUCUACAAACCUGAUGGUGAUCAAAAUGAAAAUAUACAUGACAGCUGCGUUGACAAUACCUUAUAUCCUAGGAUUUUUGUUGUCUUUGAUCCUAACCAGAUAUAUCCUGAGUACGUGCUGGAGUAUGGAGGGUAAUAGGGUGAGAAAAUGAUUGUGGAAAACAGAGACAUUAUUGGUCUGUUGAUUUUGGGCUAUAGAAGGUAGGAACAAAUCUUUGUCAUUUAGCUUUAUUUAGCUUCUGUUAAAGUUUAAUAGAAUAAAUAAUAGUGCUGGAGACACUAAUAUUACAUAAGUGAAUAUUGUAGACUUAAAGACAAUUUUUUUGGCAU
Messenger RNA from Tachysurus vachellii, 1172 nucleotides. RefSeq names its product protein mono-ADP-ribosyltransferase PARP11-like. The coding region runs from base 46 to 978 and encodes 310 amino acids. NCBI's taxonomy places the organism in Eukaryota, Metazoa, Chordata, Actinopteri, Siluriformes, Bagridae. The transcript has 7 exons. Gene Ontology annotation, molecular function: NAD+ poly-ADP-ribosyltransferase activity. The record is from RefSeq and is a predicted model, not a curated record.